GUCUCCUAGCAACCGGACGCCUGGCGCGGCCUAGGCAGAGAGGAGGCAGCCAUGGACCAGGCAGUCAUCGCCAUCCCCUCCACCAUAGAAAGGGAAGACCCGGAGCGUUUAGAUUCGAUACUCACGGCCUCGAAACCAACCCAAAAGACUUCAGCUUUCAAAAGAGAAGGAUGGUGGAGAAUAGCGUUAACCAAUACUCCAAUACCUGGCACUUACCACUUGAAAACUUUUAUUGAAGAAUCCCUAUUAAAUCCAGUGCCAGCAACCUACAAUUUUAAAAACGAAGGAAGGAAAAAGCCACCUCUUGUGCAAAGAAACAAUCCAGUCCUAAAUGAUCUUCCACAGUACACGCCUCCUGACUUCCUGGACCUGUUAAACAAGCAAGUUGCUACUUAUUCAUUCAAAGACAAACCACGGCCAAGCCCCAGCACACUAGUUUAUAAAGAUCAGUCACUUCAGCUUUCCCCAGGGCAAUACGAUGUGCUUCCUGCACCAGUUCCCAAGUAUGCUUCCAGGAGCUUCGUAUUUCGUUCUACAGUUCAAAGAUUCCCAACGAGCUACUUCAUUCCUCAUGAAGGCCCGGGACCAGGUCAUUAUGACUUGAAAAUACCUCCAACAAAUUCUAUUACUUCUUGUUUUCAAUCCAAAGUGCCUCGACUGUUGCCCAGCUAUUCAAAAACCCCAGGCCCAGGAGCAUACACAGCUUCAAGACAAUUCCCCAAGCAGUCUCCGACCAUAGCCAGAAUGGGCCGAGAGCAUAGCCUUUUCUUCAACAACACAAUUGGCUUUUAAAAUAAAGCAAUCUUGGAGCCAAGCUA
This is a messenger RNA of Lemur catta (Ring-tailed lemur), 818 nucleotides long. RefSeq names its product sperm-tail PG-rich repeat containing 4 (gene STPG4). The coding region runs from base 52 to 792 and encodes 246 amino acids. Lineage: Eukaryota; Metazoa; Chordata; Mammalia; Primates; Lemuridae. The record is from RefSeq and is a predicted model, not a curated record. The transcript is spliced from 7 exons. Gene Ontology annotation, biological process: epigenetic programing of male pronucleus. Gene Ontology annotation, cellular component: female pronucleus; germinal vesicle; male pronucleus. Gene Ontology annotation, molecular function: histone binding; chromatin binding.